Messenger RNA from Ochotona curzoniae (black-lipped pika), 1769 nucleotides. It is a transcript of the gene CUNH11orf24, whose product is annotated as chromosome unknown C11orf24 homolog. Lineage: Eukaryota; Metazoa; Chordata; Mammalia; Lagomorpha; Ochotonidae. The record is from RefSeq and is a predicted model, not a curated record. The coding region runs from base 273 to 1544 and encodes 423 amino acids. The transcript is spliced from 3 exons.
UUUGCAGCCCUGACCCCUGGUUGGCAUAGGUCAAGGCCGCGGUGCCCUGAGCGCCUCUGAGCAAGUGCACAGCAGGUGGCUCUUGCCAGCCAGCCGUGGUCUGCACCUUGAACCCCACUGCCCACACAGCAGGUGUGGCCCACGUGGCCGGGUGUGGCCACCCCAGCGCCUUCCAACCACGGUACUUUCCUGGGUGCAGAUCCCCUGGCCGAGCAGAAGGGUGCUGUCGCCGCCCUGAGAAGCCAGCUGGCCCGGUCCUGCCUGCCUGCAAGAUGUGGCCGUCCCUUGUGCUCCUGUGGUUCGCCUGCUUGUCCCUGACUGAAGGCCACAUGGUGUCCACCGAUGCUCGGAUCUUAGUCCGACGAGAGAUCUCGGGGGAAGCAGAUCCAGAGGCCAGUAACAAAAUGUCAGCUAACAACACUGCGGUGACCACGGGGACCUCGGUGGCCAGCCACACCUCCACGGAAGUCACAGCAGGGACAGCAAACAGCUCACACACGGCUGCUCCGGCUUCUACAUGGGGCACAACAAGGACCAUGACGGCAGUGAUGGGGACAAUGCCAGUAACAGGCCAGGUGGCCUCUGUAGCUCCCUCGUCCACGACGUCCAGGCCCACCACCCCUGGGCCCACGUCCCCUGGGCCCACGUCCCCUGGGCCCACCACCCCUGGGCCCACGUCCCCUGGGCCCACGUCCCCUGGGCCUACCUCUGUGUGGACAACCCCACCCAUCACUUCCACUGGGCUCCCGCCCUCCAGUACAACUAUUGCUCAGGUGCCAAACAGCGUGCUGCCCAGCACAGCCACGCCAGCAGCACCAGCUACACAUGCCCUUUCCACUGCUCUGACCUCUGCAGACAUGAGCCGUCCCAUGGGCACCCCCGGGAACGCCACAGCCAGUCCCCACUCACAAGGCCCCACAUUACCACAGCCCACUCCCUCACCCACAGCCCCGGAGCCCACACCCUCACCCACGCCCAUGCCCACUCCCUCACCCACGGCCCUGGAGCCCACACCCUCACCCAUGGCCCCGGAGCCCACGCCCACUCCCUCACCCACAGCCCCGGAGCCCACGCCCACCAGCUCUGCUGUGCUGCCGCCAGCAGUGACAGCCACCAAGCCGCAUGGCAAGGAGCCGACCAGCGGUGCUGUUCCAGCACCUAGCACCCAGCUGACCCCUCGGGUGCAGACCACACCCCCCCGCCCCACAUCGCCUGGUGUGCCAGCCACCGCUCGGACGUCAGAGCAGGGGGAGACUAAAGCCACGGGCAGUUCUACCUCCAGCUCAGGGGUCUCACCGCCACUGCCGGCCACAGACUCAUGCCCACCCAGCACGCGGGGCCCAUACCUGGUGGUCACCACCAGGCCGCUGACCCCUUUGCCCGUCAACAAAGCCAUCCUGCUGGUGGUGCUCAUGCUGGGCGUGGCCCUGUUCGUCUCGGUCCUGGUCCUGUUUGCCCUGCAGGCCUACGAGAGCUACCGGAAGAAGGACUACACGCAGGUGGACUACCUGAUCAACGGCAUGUAUGCUGACUCGGAGAUGUGAGGAGCCUGGGGGGCCGUGGCUGCACCAGCGCCACCCAGACUCCCCUGCUGCAACCUGGGGGGUCGGGCCACAUGCGCCUACGCACUCGGCUGCCGGCAGGUUCAUUCCACGGCCGGGAGAGAGUUGCUGCUUCGGUUUUCAUAUUUAUUUUUGUAAAGUCACACAGCGAGGAGCAACUGGGGCAUUCUGCCACAGGUCACCGCCGUUGGUGCCCCUGCGGAGUAA